AUGGAGGAGAAACCGGAGUCAUUUGACUGAGAGGAUACUAAACCUCACCCUGGAGAUCAUCUAUUUGCUGACCGGAGAGAGAGUUCCUCUCCUGUGAAGUCAGGUGAUCAUAUGACCAUCACAGUGCCUCCAUGUGACUCCCUGACACCUGAGAGACACAACAUGCAGAAGAUUCUAGAAGUCACCAAGAAGAUGAUGGAGCUGCUGACAGGAGAGGAGUGGGAGUAUUUAGAAGGACACAAGGAUCUCUACAAGGACGUCAUGAUGGACAAUCAGCCGCCCCUCACAUCACCGGAUGGAUCCAGUCAUGGGAACCCACCAGAGAGAUGUCCCCGUCCUCUGUAUUCCGGGAUUCCACACAGGAAGGUCACACCAUCCCUCACCAUCAUCAGGUAGAUGGAUCCAGUAUUGGGAACCCACCAGAGAGAUGUCCCCGUCCUCUGUAUUCCAGGGAUUCCACACAGAAAUUUCACAAGUACACACAACAUGCUCAGAGUGGAAACCUCGAGGAUUAUAAUAUUGUUGUUAUAGAAGAGUAUAAAGAAGAGGAUGAGGAGUAUGGAGUGAUGGAGGAGCUUUCUGAGGGACACAAGGAUCUCUACAAGGACAUUAUAAUGGAGUCACCUAAUAAGAGAAACCCACCAGAGAGAUGUCCCCAUCCUCUGUAUUCCCGGGAUUCCACACAGGAAGGUCACACCAUCCCUCACCACCAUCAGGGUGAAGAUCUGAUGAAGAUGAAAGUUGAGGGUGAAGUAGAAGAGACGUAUGUGAGGGAUGAUCAGCAAUAUACGGAGGAGGCUGGAAUGAUGAGGACAUACAAAGAGGAGGACACUCCUACAGAGAUCAGCACAGGACUCACCACCAGGAAACCCUCAAAGGAUCAUCUCACUUUAUCUCCGGGUUGUAAAAUGGAAGAUGAGGACAUCACAGGAGAUUGUGGAGGAGAAAAGACAAUGAUCUCAGCUAUGGAUGGUGGACUUCACAGUGUGGAUGGACCAUCGAAUCCCUCUGACUCCGAGCAACCUCAUACUGUGAGGGAUGGUACCAGAAUUCAGGGGGAGGAGACAUUUUCCUGUCCUGAAUGUGGUGAAAGUUUUGGUUCUGGACUAAGUCUUACUAUACAUCAGAGAUCUCACACACGGGUGGGAAGGUUCAUUCCUGUUCUGAGUGCGGGGAAUGUUUCCUUCAUAAAUCGGAACUUGUCAUGCAUUGCAGAUCUCACAUAGACAUGAGGCCAUAUUACUGCUCUGAGUGCGGGAAAUGUUUUACAAAAAAAUCAGACCUCGAUAGACAUCGUAGAUUGCACACAGGGGUGAAGCCGUAUCCGUGUCCUGAGUGUGAUAAAAGUUUUACACAGAAAUCAGACCUUGCUACACACCAGAGAUUGCACACGGGGGAGAAGCCUUAUUCCUGCCCUGAAUGUGGGAAAAGUUUCACGUGGAGAACACAAUAUGUUAGACAUCAGACAUCUCACACAGGGGAGAGGCCGUAUUCCUGCCUUGAGUGCGGGAAAUGUUUUUUAUGCAAAUCGUACCUUGUUAUACAUCAGAGAUCGCACACGGGGGAUAAGCCAUAUCUCUGCUCUGAGUGCAAAAAAAGUUUUUCACAAAAAUCAGAACUUGUUAAACAUCAUAGAACUCACACAGGGGAAAAGCCGUAUUCCUGCCCUGAGUGUGGAAAAUGUUAUGCACGGAAAACAGACCUUUGUAUGCAUCAGAGAUCUCACAGUGGGGUGUAG
Molecule: messenger RNA, 1738 nt
Organism: Staurois parvus
Lineage: Eukaryota; Metazoa; Chordata; Amphibia; Anura; Ranidae
Source: the annotation of a GenBank genome assembly